Messenger RNA from Stegastes partitus (bicolor damselfish), 7357 nucleotides. RefSeq names its product La ribonucleoprotein 4B (gene larp4b). Gene Ontology annotation, molecular function: mRNA 3'-UTR binding. Gene Ontology annotation, cellular component: cytoplasmic stress granule; cytosol. The transcript has 15 exons. Gene Ontology annotation, biological process: positive regulation of translation. The record is from RefSeq and is a predicted model, not a curated record. NCBI's taxonomy places the organism in Eukaryota, Metazoa, Chordata, Actinopteri, Pomacentridae. The coding region runs from base 1 to 2490 and encodes 829 amino acids.
AUGACUCAGUGCAACGGCGACAAAACAGAAAGCAGCGACGGAUGCUCAGCGGGAGCGAGACAGCCAGUCAGCUUCUGCAACGUCAGCCGAGCCCACCGGGGCAGCCUCAGCGCUGUCAUCACAUCUGUGGAGUCGACCCGGCAGGCAGAGCGCGGCCAGGAUGACUUGGAGAGGCGCGGCGGCGGCUUGACUGGGAGCAGCCGCUUAGCGCUUCAGGCGGACGAUGUGGGUCGCAUGUGGAGAUACUGGCCGUUUGUUGCUGUGUUAGUCAUGGAUUGGAUGCAGUGGAGCCUCGUACCGGCGCCGACCGGAAGCGCCUGGGCCGCCGUGCCUCAGGAGCUGAACGACACGCUGGCUCUGACCACGGCUCUGGGCUGCAGCCUGCUGGCCUGCGAGACGUGCAUGCUGAACGUCUGCCUGGAUCCUGUGAGCUAUGAAGCCAGUGAGGACAAGGCUUGCAAGGAGCCCCUACUAACCGACCCAGAUGAGCCUCCACCGGUGCCAGUAAUGCUGGCCGAGCCGGCCCCCGUGGCCUCCGUCACCCUGGAGCGCUCCGAGCCGGCCUACACAGAAUACCCCGACCCUGGGCAGCCAGGGCACACAGGCAGCGACUCCCAGCCUGAAAACCCCCAGGAGGGCCUGAGGGAGCACCUGAAGAAGACCCUGGAGUUCUGUCUGUCCAGGGAGAAUCUGGCCAGUGACAUGUACCUCAUCUCCCAAAUGGACAGCGACCAAUACGUGCCAAUUGUGACGGUGGCCAACCUGGACCACGUCAAGAAGCUCAGCACUGACGUGGAGCUGAUCGUGGACAUUUUACGAUCUUUGCCAUUGGUCCAGGUGGAUGAGAAGGGCGAGAAGGUGCGACCCAAUCAGAACCGCUGCAUCGUGAUCCUCAGAGAGGUUCCAGAGAGCACACCUAUAGAGGAGGUGGAGGCCCUGUUCAAAGGGGACAACCUACCCAAGUUCAUCAACUGUGAAUUUGCCUACAACGACAACUGGUUCAUCACCUUUGAAUCAGAAGCAGAUGCACAGCAGGCAUAUCAGUAUCUCCGCGAGGAAGUGAAGACCUUCCAGGGGAAGCCCAUUAAGGCGAGGAUAAAGGCGAAGGCAAUCGCUAUCAACACUUUCAUGCCAAAGAACGGUUACCGGCCGGUGGAGGUGAACCCGUACGCCCAGCAGCGCUACACGUCCUACUACAUCCCCCCGGUGUACAGCCCCCAGCAGCAGUUCCCCCUGUACAGCCUCAUCACGCCGCAGGCCUGGUCGGCCACACACAGCUUCAUCGACCCGGCGCUGGUUGCUCCGUUUCACAACAACCAGUUCAUCAACGGAUUCACGACGUCACACAGCUUCAAACCGGCGUCGCCGCUCACCGUCAGACACUUCUCACCCAGAAACAGGAAUCACAGCAAACCCCACCUGAGGCCGACCCUCCCCACGGCCGAUCGCAGCGCCGGGCUCCUGGACAGCCCCAGCCUGUUUCCCAGCUUCCCCAGCGAGCGGCUGAACGGGGUUCGCAGCAGCCCGCCGACCCGCCUCCCCGGCAGCCAGCCCAGGACCAGGCUGCCCUCGGCCACGGCCUUCCCCCGCAGAGACACGGUGGGCACCGGCCGGGUGACGGAGCCCAGCACCCCCGACUACUCCCUGGGCAUCGGCCGAGGAAGGAAAAAGAGGGACGAAAAGUUUACAAGAGUGACGCCUCCGUCGCCGCCGCCGCCUCCCAAACCUCCGUCUCCGAGCUUCGAGCUGGGCCUGUCCAGCUUCCCUCCGCUGCCCGGAGCCGCCGGCCAGCUCAAGACCGACGACGUGUUCGACAACCGGCUGGCCAGCAGUGUCGUGGUCGGAACCGCCAAGGAACGGAACGUCAGCGCCGACUCCACCAGUGGAGGAGUUGUGUCUCCGGCCGGCCCCAAAGAGCCCCUCCGGCCCUCCGCCUCCCCGAUGCCCACCAGCUUCCAGCCCUCGCCAGCCGCCCCGACCCCGGCCUCGGCCCCAACGCUGAGCCCGGCCGCCGCCACGCCGCUCAGCCCCGCCCCCUCCACCCCUGCACCGGAGGCCAAGGUGACGGAGGUGAAGCCGAAGGAGGUGCAGCUCUCUGUGGAGCGGGUUCCCGGCACUCUGUCCACCGCCAGCAAGUCGGUGCAAGUCAACGGAGCUGCGACGGAGCUGAGGAAACCUUCCUACGCUGAGAUCUGCCAGCGGGUGAAGGACGCUCCAACAUCGCAGCCGCCGCCGACCCCCAAGGAAGCCAAGCCAGCCUGCAGCGCCCCCGCAGGCGAGGAGAGGAAGUGCGCCGACACCUCCACCCCCCCGGGGGAGGCCAAGGCCAGAGAGACUCACCACCCCUCCUCCAAAGCCGGCUCCGCCGCCCCGGCCAGGCCCCCCAAGGAGGCCCGGAGGCCGGCCGGGCGGUGGGCUUCCCCGCCGCCACAUCCAGGGAAAACCCCCAGCAAGGAUCCCCACCACACCCCCCCCAAGUCCCCCCAGUAGGGAGACCCGGUAAAAAAGGAAAUCAAGUCAGGGCUACUCAACACUUUACCCCAGAACCACCAGUCACAAGCAUAGAGGACGCCUUCUUUCUGGAUCAGGGCUUGCAGACAAAAAGCACUUUACUGUGCAUGUAGAGCACCGUUUCAUUCUUUUACUCUAUUUAUUUGCUUCUUUUUUUAAUUUCACUUUGACUUUCCUUUCCUCUCUUUGCAUUGGUUGUGUCAGACAACACUGAAGUCAUUCACCGUGUCCACAUGGCCUUGUGGGGUUUACCUGAGCAGCAGAGGAGCUGGUGGUGGCUCCGCCCAGGGCUCGUCUGCAUGCCGCCGCCGUCGUGCAACUUUAUGUAGCUGCGUUAUUAGUCCAUGUGUUUUUAAGUACAUAAUCGCAUCCAUAUGCAACCUGGCAGGAUCCUGGGCCUCGCCGAUCAUUUCUUUACACUACUCCGUCGCUGCACUUCUUCCUCCUGCUGGUCGCUAGUUUACUGUUUGAGGUGACGGUCAGGAACCUGCUGGGAAGUCUGGAAGGGAGGGGGAAGAGGUGGAGGUGUUUAAUGUCCUGGAGUCGUGCUGUCAGCAGGGAGACUGGAGGGCAGGGUGCAGGUGGUGCUGAGGCUGUGGACGGGAAGGUGUUGUGGUUAGAUGUUCCACUGUUCAGACGGUUCCUCGUGGUGCUACACAUCCACCCUGGAGGCUCCUCUACACGCUACGUACACAUACUUGAUUUACAUCCACAGAGCUGUGGGUUCAUCAGAUGGUCCUGUCUGACCAGAGAAAGGGAACCGGUCCUGACAGAGACCCGAUCAGAGGAAACCAUGCAGCGCCGCCUUUAGCUCCUGCUCGUCUGAAGCGUGUCGGUUCUGGUGUCGGUUCAGGUGUCGGUGCAGAGCUGCAGCGGUUUGGCCUGAAACGUGUGAAUAUGAGCGAUGAAGAAGGAAAGUGAGAUGUUGUAAAGACCUGGAGUGUUUCUGUGAAGCCGAUGAAGGGAACCGACGAGUGGGUUUUCUGGGAAAGUAGCUGUGAUGUUGGAUUGUGAGAGAGGUUCAAGUGAAGAGUGGAACCGGACACUUAACCGAACUGACGGGUUUUCAGGGAAACUGAGAGCUGCUCGUGUCUCCUCCAGUCUUGGCCACUAGAGGCGCGUCGCUGUCGCCUGCUAUCGUCAGAUUUCUUCUCGUUUGUUUGCACUCUUUUGGUUUCUCCUGGUUCUUGUUGGAGAAGAUGGCCGGCAGCGCGCAGACCUCCUCCUGCUGCUGGGCUCCCGUUGUCUGGAAUCAGACCCAAAGCACAGAUUCAGAGGAAAGAAACUGGACUCGAGGUUUGAGAUGCCGAUUUGAGCGUCUGGGUUUAACGGGAGUGAAGCAGCAGGAGGAGCUGAAGCCUGGGAGGGAGCUGGUUGGGCGUUCUGUCUACCGUAGCAGCCACUCGGGCAGAACCAGCCGAGCGUCAGUACAUCUGAACCAGACGCGAGUUUCCUCCUGCAGCCCAGUGCUUCAGUUGAUCUUUAGAGUUGACACCAGAUGCAAACGCCCUUAAAACCACUGAACUCUCCAGAUGAUCAGCUUGAGGGAACCUCCGUGGACCUCAGCGUCUCGCUCUAGUCUUCCUGCAGUAAAGCAUUCUGGGUAAUCCCACUGAGAGGAAACAGGAAGGGAACGCUCGGCUCAGAGCCGCUCUGUGAUUUGGACGCUAAAGCUUGAGUUUAGUUGAAUAAAACUAAAUCUGUUUUUGAUUUUGAAGGACUGAGAUGCACUUGGAUGGUCGAUGAUUAUUCUGUUUAGUUUUUGGAGACGCACCAUAUCCACGUAUUUAUGAACCAUCGCUGUUUUACUCCAUGAGAAAUAUCGUUAAGUUUUCUUUUUUUGGGAGAAGAAAAAAAUCGAGAUGAUGCAUCGAGGUCAAAAUGUACAAAAAAUAAUUUCCAUCCAGUGUUUGAGAAACUUGAAUUUUAUUUAAACUUGAAAAAUGACUUUGCCUUAACUUUUAUACGAGACGAGCUUAGAGUUUAUUUCUUUUCAAAAAAAAAAUCCCCAAAACGUUCCCGAAGCGUGACGAAGCGUGGAAGAUGUCCAGCGGAGGUCACGAGUCUCCCUGAGAUCAGAUCUGCAGCGUUUUCUUUCUUUUCCCUCCUUUUGUUUUGGGUUUUUGUAAAAUGUACGAAACAGAAUCGUUUGAUUGUUCUUUUGGUUUCUUGUUUAAUAGUUUCAGGUUUUUUUUCUUUUUGGGGAAAAAUAUAAACCAUGUAAAUGCAAAACUAGUCGAUACUGUAUUAAAUCUGUGCACUUUGAGGUGUGUGCUUUGCUUGUACAGUUGUAAAUACUCAGAAAAUAUAAGAGGUACCUUAAAAUGAUUAUAAAAAUAUAUUGAUCCUUGUUAACUAUACUGUCGCUAUCGAGCUGGAUGUAGGAUAUAAAACUUGUUGUUGUGCUUUUUGGAAAUACUUUUCUUUAACUUUUUUUUAUUUUACUUUGGGUGUGCGGACUUUGCCUCUGGAGCAGUCGUCUGAUUGUACGUUUCUGUUUGUCGUCCUUCAUUCCAUUUUUAACGGUCGCCCGGCUGCUCAGGUGCGACCGUGGCCCCGCCCUCUUCUCCUCGCCGUGCCCAUAUUUGGGCGCCGACAGCCGCGUGUCCACCAGCGUCCUCUUUGCUGCUCCUCCUGCUGUUCGUGCAUGUUUUCACGAGCAUGUUUUUGCUUCUUUUGAGCAGAAAAAAGUCCCGGAGCUCCUGUCAGGUCGAAGCACUACAUUGACUGACUGCAGCAGGAGCUCAGGUGUGUUUGCCUUUCUGACACGGACACAAGGAGGCGUCACGGAGUCCAAUACACUAACGCUCGUCAUGUUUAAUCAAACCGCAUCGUGUGACCGACAGGAGCCGAUCAAUAUUCAUGAUCACACUGAUCGAUGUUUGGAGCCGUUUGCAGUAAACGUUUAAAUCUCUGGACACAAACUCAGUGGAAACCUCUUUUUUUGUUUUAAUUGGACUUUCCAGCGUUGGUCCCUCGACUCUGAUUGGCUGUGUGUCGCUACGAUCAGCCAAUCAGAGCUGCAAGAUUUAAUUAGAUUUAUUGGGAAUCAGUUUCCAAUAAAACGAAACCACAAAACGUCCGACAUCAGCUCCGAUAGUCUGUCGGUCGGUUUGUAGCGGCAGGAAGGCGUCCACCAGCUUCUGCUUCAUGGCGUUUAUUUGAUGGUCUGAAACCUGCUGUUUUCUGUCCGUAUUUAAAGAUGUGAUGCGUCGAGUCACCGGAGGAGCAGACCGGUUAGCGUAGCUUAGCAUAAAGACUGGAAGUGGGUGCAAACUGCUAGCCUGGUUCACUCAUAGUGACACAAGCUAAUUGUAAAAACGAGCCUUUGUGGUUGAACUGAAGCUGCGGAGCUUCACUGGACACCUGGGCGUGUUUUUUCUGCUGUGAGGACGUGAUGACGGAGACGGUGGUGCAGCUGAAGGUGUCUCUGAGUCCAGACUUUAUGUGACGCUAAAGUGAGGAUUCAGGAUUUAGCAGCAGGACGUUUUUUAAACAGGAACUGAAACGUUUUUAGGAAGAAGAUGAAGCAAUUCAGAGCAACACGAAGCUUCGUUGAAGCAUCGAGUCAAACGAGACAAAAGAACUUGAAUCAAACUGGAUCUAGAAUUUGGUGCUUGAACAGUUUCCUGCUCAGCUGGAGCUUCAGUGAGUUCUGAUCCGAUGUUACUGUCCUGAACAGUAGAGCUCAUCACAGACUCAGUCAGUCGAGUCGCUUCGACUGCUGUGAAUAUUUCGCUUUUCUCUGGUUCUGUUUGGGUCGAGUGCGUCCUGAAGGUUCUGGUCGGUUGGGUUUCCGGCUCUGCAGCAGGAGCCGGUGGUUCUGUGAGAAUACGGACAGAAAACGAGGUUUUUCAGAGGAACCCUGAAAAGCAGAAACCCGGCGGGACUUGAACUCUGCUGGAAAAGAGCGGCGCUGAUGGACACGACCCGGUUCGGUCCUCCACUUAUAACGCAGCAAAAUAAAGCACAUGGGAAUCAGUGGUGGCACCGAGACGACAGCGGCGGUUCUGAGAUCCAGUGGAUCAGCCAAAACCACUCUGUUCUGCUCCCCAGUUAUCGUACAUGUACAAAUACUGUCUCAUGGUUACUGUCGCUUUGUUUGGGGACGGAUGCAACUGGAAUCGCAGGUUUCAGUUCUGCGGCACAUACAGCAGGUAGAAGUCUGUCAGAACCGUCUGAAACCCGGCACGGCGCCACGAUCAGCUGUUGGACCUGUACAUACCGACGGACUGGUUUUUCACGCCGAGGUCGAACUCUGAUCACAAACUGAGCAUCCCUGAACUGUGAAUGUGUGCAUGUGUGGAAUAAAUAAAUGUACCACCAGAACCAGGCGGAUGUUUGUGGAGUUUGGACCUCAGACGGGUUCUAGAGCAGCUCCUCCUCCUUCUCACGGACUCAGCAGGAGCUUCUUCAUAUCAGCCUUAGCCUCCUGCUUCAGUGCCAUCGUUCUUCUGUUCUCCCUCCGGUUGCAUCUCGUCUGCUCGUGUUUGUUCUGUUGUUCUGAGAUCCGACUGGACCUGUGUCGACUCACUGUGGUUUAACUCAUUAACAUGCUAACAGCUGUGGACAAUCGGUCGUGUCGAGUUCGGACGGAUUUCUUUGCCUAACGACACCUUUAACAGAUGUGGGACGGAGGUUCGAUCAAGAGGGCUUCUCUUCUGUUGUUUGACUGUUUUUUGUUAUUUUGGGUCUUUUUCUUCCAUCGAGACUGGAAUCAAGCGUACAUGUCGGCUAUAGAUAAUUUAAGUUACUCUUGUGUCAUGAUGUAAAACUGUCUAAUUUGGAGAAAAAAAUGUAGCUUACUGAAAAAUAAAGAUUUAGGCACUGUUGAGGAGCCGCUGUC